AUGCCUUAUCCAACGACGGGGGGCACAAAAUGGAUGCAGAGAGUAAGAGAAUGUAGAAAGGAUGCAUUUUGUGUUAGCCGUCUGAGGUCGUGUGGUGCCAUAAUAAUAGGCAAAACAAACAUGCAUGAACUCGGGGCAGGAAUUAGCGGGAUAAAUCCUCAUUAUGGGGCGGUUAGAAAUCCAUAUGAUAAGAGGAAGAUUACGGGAGGAUCUUCUAGUGGCUCUGCAGCUGUGGUGGCUGCUGGAUUGUGUCCCAUUGCACUUGGUGUCGAUGGAGGAGGAUCUGUAAGGCUUCCAGCAGCUCUCUGUGGAGUGGUCGGCUUUAAACCUACCUUUGAACGUGUGCCACAUGAAGGAGUACUUCCCGUAAACUAUACAAUUGGCAUGGUUGGGAUUCUUGCGGCAACCGUUGAGGAUGCGCUCAUUGCUUAUGCGGCUAUUGCUGGGGACCUUUCGUCGGAUAAUCAGCCAAAGGUAGAUAUGUCUCUGUUGAAACUCACAAACUAUGCGUCUUCUAACAUCAAAAUGGCAAAAUACGGGAAGUGGUUUGAUGACUGCACUGAUGACAUCAGAGUUUGUUGUUCUAACGUUGUUUCCAAGUUAUCUGACGAAUAUGGAUGGACGACUGUAAAGUUUACCAUACCGGAAAUCGAGGUCAUGCGCUUGUCGCAUUAUGUUACAAUCGGAUCAGAAUGUAGUAAUUCAAUCGGAACCCACUUAAAGAAAUUGGAUAAGGGUGAGGUGGGAUGUGACGUCCGAGUAGGCCUUUCGAUAUACGGUUCUUUUCACAGCAACGAGUAUUUGAAUGCACAGAAAAUGAGAUAUCGCCAACUAAAAUUUCACCAGAAGAUAUUUUCUAAGGCAGAUGUCAUUGUAACUCCAACUGUUGGAGAAAAUGAAAUUAAUGGUUUGCAUGAUAAUUUUUCAGCUGCUUUAGUACGGUACCAAAUAUCUGGGAAUUUCCUGGGAUUGCCUGCAAUCACUGUUCCUGUUGGUUAUGAUAGAUGUGGCAUGCCUAUUGGCCUCCAAUUUAUUGGGAAACCAUGGUCUGAAUCUCUCUUGAUUUACAUAGCGUCGGCUGUACAAGAAAUAUGCAAAUCAGAGUACAAGAAGCCCGAGGUCUUUUACGACAUUCUUGCUAAGGAGUAG
This is a messenger RNA of Striga hermonthica, 1149 nucleotides long. The record is from the annotation of a GenBank genome assembly. NCBI's taxonomy places the organism in Eukaryota, Viridiplantae, Streptophyta, Magnoliopsida, Lamiales, Orobanchaceae.